Messenger RNA from Gloeophyllum trabeum ATCC 11539, 2001 nucleotides. RefSeq lists its product as uncharacterized. The transcript is spliced from 9 exons. The record is from RefSeq and is a predicted model, not a curated record. The coding region runs from base 1 to 2001 and encodes 666 amino acids. NCBI's taxonomy places the organism in Eukaryota, Fungi, Basidiomycota, Agaricomycetes, Gloeophyllales, Gloeophyllaceae.
AUGUUAGAGCUAGAGGGCGUGAAAACUCUUGUCCAGGAGAAGUUGCAUUGGCAAGAACAGGCCUCUCGCCUCAGCACAGAUAUCCGUGAAGUGGAAAAGCAGCGUGACCAUUUCCACCGGGAAAUGGUGAAGUUUCGAGACAAGGCAACGAUGCUCGAGACGAAGGUUGAGCGACUGGAACUGAAAGUAUCUGACUUAGAGCGUAGUCAGAAUAGCACGAAUGGUCCUCCGUCAGCCCGGUGGAAGACUGAGAGAGUCUUGGUAUUUCAACGCCCGAUUCACUUUGCCAAUGCAUUCGCAUGGCGACAGCCCAUACCGUCGAGCGCUAAUAGCUACCAGCCAUCCAGUGUUCUCCAGAACAGCGGUGAUGGCGUGAUUGACUUACCUGCAGAUGACUAUGAGACCCCAGUUAUCAAGAAGGAAAAUGGAGAGGGUGCCAGCGCUAUCCGCAAAGAUGACAGUGAUCUUUCAACCAUACGUUCCAAACCGAGACCAGCGUCCAGGAUCGGUGCAUUGGACAGAGACGCGGACUCGGAGAGCUCUCGCGGUACGAGUCGAGCGCAAGAUGGUGCCGAGCCUGAAUCCGAAGCGAAAGCAGAGGACUUGAUCGAUUUCUCAAGGUUCAUACCGGACGGCAUGGAUCUAAACGGCGCAGACGAAGUUGUUAUCACUGCCGUUGACUGUUUGCCCCCGCCCCCGCCAUCGCUCUCUCUGAAACGCAAACGUUCGCAGUCUCCCUCGGACCCCGUCUUGCCGCCUACUCCCUUGUCAAGCCGGUCUGUCUCUGUCGACUUCUCUGAUGCGGGGCCAGGUGGAGGGGUUGACGAUGACAUGGAUGGAUGGGGUUCAGAGCUGACGGACCUGACGGAUUCUGAGGAGGAAGGGAGCCGGGCUGCCAGCCCCGUUCUCCGCCUCCGCGGAAGGGAUACAAUGGACAGUACCCCCGUCCGGAUCAAAGUUGAAGAAACCAUCGUCGCGUCCGGCGACACGCUCAACCGGCACCUAGAUGGCCUCAAGCCCCUCCCCGUGGCGACGGGGAGCAACCUCGUCACCCGGCUCGCCUUCAGCCGCGCCGCGAAGGGCAGCACCAUGAAGUUCCUCGUACCUAUCACACCCGCGCCGGGCUCGAGACUACCCGCGAACAAGAACUGGGACGGCUCGACGUGGGGCGUUGUAUGGCCGCAAUUGGAUCGGAAUCCGUAUAUGCCGCGUCACCCAGGCGAGCCGGGGGUCCUGUUCUCGAUGCAUAUGGAGCUGGCGGAGAGACCGUGGUGGGCGGUGUUCCGCCCCAGGUCGAUGACCGUGAAGGUGGAGGAUGAGGAGGGGAGGACACAGCAGAAGAAGACCGCUGGAUGGGAGUAUCUGGGAGACUAUGCUUUCCGGCAUGUUGGGCGUUUUUCGGCGGCGGAGUUUAGGGCUCAGAGACCAAAGGUGAAGGAGUGGUGGUCGGCGAAGGUUCUCAAGGCGAAAAAGUCGCCACACUACGUGGCGAUCCGGGCAAGGAUUUACUUGCGGAAACAGUCCAGACCUGUCACUAACGCCACGGUCGAAGAAAUCAAGACCGGGCUUGUCUCGACUGCAGGCCUGACAGUGGAAGAUGCCAUUGAGGUGUGGGCACUGGAGUGUAUAUGGUACGACCACGAAUUCAACCGGUCCCUUGCCGGUUUGUCAGGUGGUGCGCCUGUUACGACCGCGACGAGGACACCCCAGCGCAAUAAGAAACGCAAACGCGUCAAGCAGUCUACAAGUGUCAGCCCAUCUCUUGGACCAGUACUCGAUAACCCAGAGGCCUCCGCCCAUAAACGCGAGCCGUCUUGCACCCCAAGAAGGUCAAGCAGGGUACCGAAGCCGAAAAGCCAGGAGGACGUGUACGAGUCCGGCUCUCCAGAACUGGGCGAAGAGGAGGGCAGCCGUACGGAAGAGAUGAGCGUCCGACGGGCGAUUCUGGAGGAUGAGCUGGAUAUACGCAUCCGACUGAGUGGCGGUCGUCCUACUAAGUGA